AUGAAGAUGCUGAUGUGUGACCGCGGCGUCCAGAUGCUCGUGACGACGGUGGGCGCGUUCGCCGCCUUCAGCCUCAUGACCAUCGCCGUCGGUACCGACUACUGGCUGUACUCGCGCGGGGUCUGUCGCGUGAAGAGCAGCGGCGACAACGACACGAGCCGCAAGAACGAGGAGGUGAUGACGCACUCCGGCCUGUGGCGAACCUGCUGUCUGGAAGGAACAUUCAGAGGAGUGUGUAAGAAGAUUGAUCACUUCCCAGAAGAUGCUGACUAUGAAGCAGAUGCUGCUGAAUACCUCCUACGUGCUGUGCGUGCCUCCAGUAUCUUCCCCAUCAUGAGUGUGGGUCUGCUGUUCCUGGGGGGGCUCUGUGUGGCCGCCAGUGAGUUUUACCGGAGCCGACACAACGUCAUCCUCAGUGCUGGAAUCUUCUUCGUCUCCGCAGGCCUCAGUAACAUCAUUGGAAUUAUUGUCUACAUCUCCGCUAACUCGGGCGACCCGGGUCAGAGCGACAGCAAGAAGUCCUACUCCUAUGGCUGGUCUUUCUACUUUGGCGCCCUCUCCUUCAUCAUGGCAGAAAUGGUGGGCGUGCUGGCCGUGCACAUGUUCAUCGAGAAGCACCGCAAGCUACGGGCCAAGUCCCGCACCGAGCUCAUCAAGAAGUCCGCCUUCAGCCGCAUCCCCUCCUACCGCUACCGCUUCCGGCGCCGCUCCAGCGUGCGUUCGUCCGAGGCCCCCAGCCGCGAUGCCUCACCCCUGGGGAAAGGUGGCUACACGGGGCCCGCCGCCUCUGAGAUGCCCAUGUACACGCUGAACCCACGCGAGGCAGGCAACGCCGGCACCAAACCUGGCGGCGGCAUGGGCGGGCUGCUCAACUCGGAGAGGGAGUUCCUCCAGAGCAGCACGCUCACUAAAGACUACAACAAGGACCCCAACCGCAGGACCACGCCCGUCUGAGAGGUGCUGGCUGCAGAUAUCAACCAAUCAGAGUAUCAAAGUGGAGGAUGAGGGAAAAUACACGGGGGGCGCUAGCAAAAGCAGGGGCCACGCAGGGUUACGGGGUGGGAAGGGGGUUUGAUAAACUUCGACUGUGAACUGUGAACUUUUAGCCUUUGAACUGUGAAUCCUGAGCCCUGUGAGAGAUUCAGUGUGUGUAGCGGGGAGUUUCGAAAGGAGAAGUUGUUCCCAACUCCACUUUACCACAUAUCACUGUAGUUGUUCCUGUGACUCCUUACACGUGAAGGCACAUUCAAUUUAUGCUCAUGACCUUUUGUGUUCAUGAAUUGGCUUUUAAAGGGGGAAACAGGAUUGAACUUGACAAAAUGUUUUUUGAAAGCAUAUCGUAAGUGGUUUACAGUCCCGGGGCAACUUCUCCUACAAAUGAAAAUAAUGUGAAGUAAUGGAGAAGAGGGAAGAGGUGAGAGACCCUGUGUGAUCUUUGACCCUCUGACCUCUGACCUCCGGACCCUUUGGAUGGCAGCAGAGCCGGAUCAGUGCAGGGAACAGGCCUUAAGGCACUGAGCUGUCUCUCCCAUUAAGAUGCUAUUUAAAAGUGAAACACCUCAGGAAAGGGAUUGGUUCAUUUUCAGUUCAGCUGGAUUUGAAAGAAAAAUUGAAGAUGCAGUUUGUCCAUUUUACGGCAGCACAUUUGUGGCACUAGUUAUUAUUUCUACUCAUAUUGUAUAUAUACUCCUUUCAUAUUGAUUUUGAUUUAAUCAUGGAGACGCUCACUUCGUAACUGAACUGAAACUGAAUUAAGCUCCUUCCUGGUAACAUUUGCCCCCAUCGCUCUGAUCCCAGGUCAGUAGUCAAACCUACAUACCGAUUUUUUUCUUUUUGAGUACAUACUGACUGCAGAUUAGCUGUCAGCGGGGGAAAAGGUGUAACUCAACAGAAUUAAUGAAUCUCUUUUAGAUGGUAAUGUUAGAUCAUUGGUGCUUCCUUUUACUCCUGUUUUUUCGGGCACACAAGUCUUCUCUUGAUUUAUUUAUUUUUUCACCUGAAGCUUAAAGAGAUGAUCAAAUACGUGUCCGUCUGUCUGUCUGCCUUCACUUAUCACCUUUCACCCUCCACAUUUUUCUGUGUAGCCCCAUAACUCACCUCACUGCCACCCUCCGCGCACCUCCGCACCUCCUCUCACCCUUUUCCGUCCUCUGAGGGACACACGCCACUAGAUUUAGCCCCCGUCUUCCGUCUGUGUCGCUCGUAGACUAGUUUUCCUGAGGUUGUUGGUUCAGGGUGCUGUGGAGGGGAGACCGCUGAGCUGUGAAUAUGCUUUAAGGCAGAGCCAAAAAAGAGAAAACAUUUAACAGACAAAGAGUUUUUUUGUUUUUUUUUAUUGCUUGCCCACUACCUCUUAGUGAAUAUCGAUCAGAUUCAUUUAAUAUAAAGUUGUCGGAAAACUAUUGUUAAAGAAAUUUCAGCUGCAGAAAUAAACACUGAGAAAAAAUCUAAAAGUGCACAUCUCUCUUCUCCGGUGGAGGAUUGUUUGUGGCAAACAACAUAAAGAAAGAUGGAGCUGCAUUAUGAGGGUGAUGUGUAGCUCAUUCAUUCAGCUGUCACUCACAGCCUCUCCUCCUCUUUAUCUCCCUCAUAGGUUCACACACACACACACACACAUACACACACCUUAACAUGUCUUUCACGGGUCUCUUAGCGAUGACAUGCACAAGCUGUCAUGGCUCUGUCAAAUUUCAAAACUACUGUACCAGAUUCUAGAGAGACAUCAAUGCAUCUCCAUUUAUAACAUACACACAUAAACAUACUCCAUGGAUGGAAUUUUAAAAAAGCAACAUACUACUACAGACUAAAAGCAUUUUAGCAUUUAUGAGAUUUUUUAAAAAACUAUAGAUCAGAAACAUGAGAUUCUCGUGAUUUACAGUGAGACAAGUGUUUCUGUGCGGACUCUACUGCCCGUGUGAUCAGAGUCCUGCAGAGCAGAGCAGAAAAUGAAGCAAGGAGCUGGUUUCUGAUUUUGCUGCGCAACAAAAGGCUUGACUCCAUACGCUUAUCUAAUGAAUUCGACAAAGUGAGAGAUAAGAGGAGAGACGAGAGGCGCGCACAAAACCUCCAGUUUAUGCAGUGGUGUAUUUAAAAACUGAAAUGUGUUAGUU
Paralichthys olivaceus (Japanese flounder) is the source of this 3110-nucleotide messenger RNA. It is a transcript of the gene cacng3b, whose product is annotated as calcium channel, voltage-dependent, gamma subunit 3b. The record is from RefSeq and is a predicted model, not a curated record. Gene Ontology annotation, biological process: neurotransmitter receptor transport, postsynaptic endosome to lysosome; positive regulation of synaptic transmission, glutamatergic; regulation of AMPA receptor activity. Gene Ontology annotation, cellular component: postsynaptic density membrane; AMPA glutamate receptor complex. Gene Ontology annotation, molecular function: voltage-gated calcium channel activity; channel regulator activity. NCBI's taxonomy places the organism in Eukaryota, Metazoa, Chordata, Actinopteri, Pleuronectiformes, Paralichthyidae.